AUGGAUUCUAGCAGUCAAUAUUAUCUUCAUCCCUCAGAUUCUCCAGGAAUGAAUCUUGUGAAUUUCGUUUUCGAUGGAACUGGUUUUGCUGCGUGGAGAAGGUCCAUCAUUAUUUCUCUAUCAGCUAAGAACAAGAUGAGUUUUAUUGAUGGUUCUGCCGAAAUACCAUCUGCUGAUACACCUGAGUUCAAGUUUUGGACUAGGUGCAAUAACAUGUCCAAUGGAGCUCAACUCUAUCACCUUCAAAAAGGCCUCACAGAUCUGAUGCAAGGAACAGCUGAUGUAGCAGGAUAUUUCAUAAGAAUCAAGAGGAUUUGGGAUGAGCUAGAUGCUCUCUCCAGCGGAGAAAUAUGUUCUUGCAACUGCACCUGUGGAGGAAAGAAGAAAGUAGUCAAAUUCAAGCAGGACGAAAGAUUGAUCCAAUUUCUAAUGGGACUUAAUGAUGUUUAUGCAGCAGUAAGAAGCAACAUACUCAUGAUGUCACCUCUCCCAAAUGUGAAUCAUGCGUACUCUCUCCUCAUUCAAGAUGAGAAACAAAGAGAGGCAUAUGUUAAUCCUAACUUUCCAGGUGACACAUCUUCAUUUCUUGCAACACAUCAAAAUUUCUCAGGUCAGAGGUAUAACAAUACUGAUUUUAGAGCAAGAAAGAACAACAACAAUAACUACAACAACAAUCUGUUUUUCUUUUGA
Messenger RNA from Solanum dulcamara, 690 nucleotides. RefSeq lists its product as uncharacterized. The transcript is spliced from 2 exons. NCBI's taxonomy places the organism in Eukaryota, Viridiplantae, Streptophyta, Magnoliopsida, Solanales, Solanaceae. The record is from RefSeq and is a predicted model, not a curated record. The coding region runs from base 1 to 690 and encodes 229 amino acids.